Messenger RNA from Nicotiana tabacum (common tobacco), 654 nucleotides. The record is from RefSeq and is a predicted model, not a curated record. Lineage: Eukaryota; Viridiplantae; Streptophyta; Magnoliopsida; Solanales; Solanaceae.
CAGAUGACAGUGCUUACAAAAGGAUAUGUAUGCCACAAACGACGUAACAAUUUCGAAAGUAUCCUCCUAUAAAAUACCUAUUUCAUGCUACGCUAGCAAGCUAAAAAUCUGAGGUUAGUUGGAUUAAGGAAAAGGGGAAGAAACAAACAUCAUGUCCGAAUCUAACUUUGAAUCCUACCCUCCGUUGUUUCGCCCAGCAAACAUCCCAAGUUUGAACUCUGAUAAACCAGAGACACUUUCAAAGUUAGCAUUCGAUUCAGUGGACGCUGCUAUCCCUGUGAUUGACUUACAAUGCACAAGGACAACAACAAGUAUCAGCAAAGCGUGUAGAAAUUGGGGAUUAUUUCGUUUGGUGAACCAUGGUAUUCCAAUUACUCUAUUGAACCAAAUUCAAGAACAUGCUAAAAAGCUCUUCUCUCUGCCCUAUGAAACUAAAAAAACCUUCUUCUCAAUUAGUAGCAAUAAUAUGAUCAGUCCUCCUAUAUCCUACUUUUGGGGUACCCCUGCUCUAACUCCUUCUGGAUCUGCUAUACCACAAAAACGAGGUCCCCAACCAAAUAACCAGCAGAGCCUACAAUGGAUGGAAGGAUUCAAUGUUUCUUUAUCUCAAUUGUCACAUCUUCAUUAUCAAGAUUUAUUGCUCGAAACUUUCAG